CACUGUUUGGCAGGUGAUAUAUAUAUUUUGAAAUUAAUACAGACCCUGGAUUAAACUAAAAGGAAAACUCGUAGUUUCAAUGUCUACACACGAUAUAAAAUUGGAAGUUUGUGUCGACUCAAUCGGAUCAGCACUAGCUGCAGCGGAAGGUGGGGCGGCACGUAUUGAACUCUGUUCGGCGUUAACAGAAGGCGGCCUAACACCAUCUCCUGGUUCGUUGAAGACGAUCAAAAAGCUCAUUAGCAUACCCAUUUACUGUAUGCUACGGCCGAGGCGCGGUAAUGACUUCACCUACUCAAACUCAGAAAUGGAAGUAGUGCUUUUGGAUUUGGAACUACUGCGUGCAAAUGGCGCUGAUGGUUUUGUCUUUGGUGCCCUCACCGACCAACGUACAAUCGAUGUGGAAAAAUGUCAUCGUGUAAUAGAACAUGCUGCAGGCAUGCCAGUCACAUUUCAUCGAGCAUUCGAUCUCACCAAUCCGCAAUUGAUGCAUGAAACAGUCACUAUAAUAAAGGAGCUGGGGUUUAAGCGUUUACUUAGUAGCGGCUUUCGUGCCACUGCUAUCGAGGGAAGUGAAAAUCUCGCACAAUUAAUUGCCAAACAUCGUGACAUCGUCAUAAUGCCAGGUGCAGGUAUUAGUGUAAGCAAUCUGGAUGAAUUGUUGACGGUUACAAAAUGUAUAGAAUUUCAUGCCUCAGCACAGUCUGUGGCAGGUGCACCUUCAAGUAAUGGCGGCGUGGCGCGCAUGGAUUGCGAUGUCACGAUGGGUAAGCAAGAUAUAGAGCCAUAUACCACCACGGAUGUUCAUGUUGUGCGUCAAAUGGUAAGCAUUGCAAUGGCGGCAAAGUGAAUAUGGUAUCAAAGCGCUGCAAAAACUAAUAGUUAGUAUACGAUUUAGCUGGUAAAUUGCAUGCAUAUGUAUUUAAAGAAUAUAAAAAUAAAAUAUUUUAAAUUUUAAGAGAAGUAGAAAUUUAGAUCUGAAAUUUUCCGUUAAGCGCAUUAAAUAUGUACUUGAAACGUUAUAUGAAAAACGUUAAUUAAGCUGGACCAAACAAUUUUUAAUAACUAUACCUGUUUUUAUGCAAUGUGGUAACAUUAUGGAUGUAAAUAAAUUACUUAAUUCUGCAACAAAUUUAACUUUCAAUAAUUGUAUUUAUUUAUUUGCUUGUACAUACAUAUAUGAUCCGCACUGCUUGCAAUACAUUUUACCAAUACUUUUAUUAAAUUGAACGGAACUAAUCACUGCAAUUCAAUAAUAUCCCCGAAAAUAAUUUAGUUAGGCCUUUUUAUGUAAAGCCGUUCUAAGAGGCCUACAAUUUACGCUAUUGCAAAAAUUUAUAUUUGCCAUUACAAAUGAGUUUCAAUAAACAUUUUAAGUUGCAAUAACACAUA
Messenger RNA from Rhagoletis zephyria (snowberry fruit fly), 1392 nucleotides. Its product is annotated as copper homeostasis protein cutC homolog. The record is from RefSeq and is a predicted model, not a curated record. NCBI's taxonomy places the organism in Eukaryota, Metazoa, Arthropoda, Insecta, Diptera, Tephritidae. Gene Ontology annotation, molecular function: copper ion binding.